AUGGGCAAGUCCCAAGAACCGAAGAAAUCGAACGAUAUCGACGACAUCUUUGCCAAGAAGGCCUCAAAGCCUACUGAGACAGCUGCACAAGAUGACACCAAGAGCUCGACUAGCAAACUGAAAUCUGCAAAACAGGGCAAAAAUCAUACCGCAGCUGAUGUGAGAGAUGCAUCCGUCAAGAAGCCAAGCAAAAAACCUACUGGAAGCUCGAUACCAAAGGCGCUCCCAUCAGAUGAUUCCUUAUUCACCGAUCUGAAGGGAUCAAAGAAGCGGAAAACUACAGAAGAAGGCUUCAAAAUCUACGACGACGAAGAGCUACGGAUAGAUCCAAAUGCUGGCAGCACAGACGACUGUCCCUUCGACUGCCAAUGCUGCUUCUAA
Molecule: messenger RNA, 381 nt
Organism: Protomyces lactucae-debilis
Lineage: Eukaryota; Fungi; Ascomycota; Taphrinomycetes; Taphrinales; Protomycetaceae
Exons: 2
Coding region: 1-381 (126 amino acids)
Source: RefSeq, a predicted model, not a curated record